CAUCCGGAAGUGGUGAAAGCUGCCGUUCCCGCCAGAAUGCAAUUGGAUGCCAGCCGGAAGUGUCAAGCCCCAGUGCAAACAACGAAUAGCACCACUCCAACCGCGGAUGGGUCAUGGUUGAUGAUCCGCUCUGCUACUACUCUUUUUCCUCCGGCCAGAGUCACGUGUUUGAGCUUCUUCAGUCCCAGAGGUUACCACGUUCCGGACUGGGACUUUAACUGCAAUGGCAUCACGCACUGAACAGAAAGAAGAAACGUCGUCAUCAAGAUAGAUGGUAUUGCGCUUGCAGAAUUCCGGGGCGUAUUUUAUCGUGAGAUUUACUCUGGAGAUUAUAGAGAAGUAAAAUAAAAUAUUUUCCAUUCGCUCGGGACGCCCAGUUUUCCUCCAGGAGGUAAAACGAAGUGGGGAAACAUAUAUAUAAAAAAGACGUUAUUGCUUUAAGAAUCGAUUCAACGGGAGCUUUAAUAGGUCAUUAGGGUGAAGCAUCACAGCGCGCAAGAGGGAGAGAGCUGAAUCAGAGGGCACUAUUUAGAGGCUAUAGCUAAUAGAAGGCUAGAUUUAUUACAUUUUUAAGGUUAUGCUAGGCAGCUGAACUAGGUUAGGUAGGCAUGAAAAUGAACACGACAAACGUCGACUAUGACUAUAGCAUAAUUAUCGAGGACAACCACUACAUCCUGCAGAGCUCGGCUGCAAACUUGUCGAACGAUUCCUACAAUGGGACGUUCUACCACAACAUGUCGGUGUGCUACUACGCACUGGAGAUCGACACGGAGCUAACGCUGUUCGAGUUCUGGAUCAGUGGCGUCCUGAUGAACAUAAUCUCCCUGCUAGGCAUCCUCGGCAACAUCCUGUCGAUGGUGAUCCUCUCUAGGCCGCAGAUGCGUUCCAGCAUCAAUUACCUACUGAUAGGUCUAGCCCGCUGUGAUACCAUAGUAAUCCUAACGUCGAUGCUUCUCUUCGGCAUUCCGGCCAUCUAUCCGUACACGGGCUAUCUCUUCUACUACUACUAUGUGAUACAUCCGGUCAUAUCGCCGGUCGUAUAUCCGCUAGCGAUGACAGCACAGACCGCAAGCGUCUACCUAACGCUAACCGUCACCCUUGAGCGAUACGUGGCCGUAUGCCAUCCGUUGCGAGCACGAGCUCUCUGCACCUACGGCCGAGCUCGGAUCUACGUGAUAGCUAUUCUCAUCUUCUCGCUCCUCUACAACCUGCCUCGCUUCUGGGAGGUUUCCAUAUCCGCAUUCGAUCACCCAGGCUACGAAGGAGCCUACUGCGUGAGCGCAUCCAACCUCCGAACCCACGAUCUCUACAUCCGAGUCUACGUCCACUGGAUGUACACGGUUUUCAUCUACCUUCUCCCCUUCUCAUCCAUUUCCUUCUUCAACACCAUGAUCUAUCAACAGGUCCGCAAAGCGAACCGCGAACGCCAGCGACUGUCCCGGUCGGAAAAGCGAGAAAUCGGCCUAGCCACCAUGCUCAUCUGCGUGGUGGUCGUAUUCCUGCUGUGCAACCUGCUUGCCAUGGUCAACAACAUCAUGGAAGCGGUCUACUCGAAAAUCAACGAUUAUCUAGUCAAAACCUCCAACCUUCUCGUCACCAUCAACUCGUCCGUCAACUUCAUCAUCUACGUCAUCUUCGGCGAGAAGUUCAAGCGGAUUUUUCUUCUGUUAUUUUGUAAGUCGCGCCUUGGCCGGGAAUCACCGGAUGGCUUUCUCCAGGAGGACAGUUCAUUCUCGAACGGCGAAGGAAGCCAUCGAAAUAGCGGACGUUUCCAGCGACUGGGUACAACCCGCAGCAGUACGUCCAAGGUGUGCAACAGCACCCUCGGCAGUAUACGAACGACGCGGACCACGAUCCGGAGCACCAGGGCACCCUCGCCCGGACCAAUAGUGUACUACCCGGCACGGGAAACGAUGCCCCGGUUGCAACCGCACGCACCGAUCAGCCGGAGUACGUCGAUGUUUCACCCGUGCUGGGAACGGGGCGAACACGGCACCAACGGGAUCAUGAUGGCCACGUCCGGCUUUUAGCCGUUGCUCAAGGUUUCCUGCUCGGACCACGGUCUGAACGGGGAUCACAAGUUCUGAGCUAGGCUGGUAGGUUAGUGACUGUGCUGUUGUUGCGGUUGGUAAUUAGUAACCAUUGACCCUAUAGCUUUAAUCAUCGAUACCUGAAGGUAAGGUGAGGACGCGCGGUCCGGAAGAGGUGGAUCCAAAUGAAGUGGAUCAGCGGCAAGGGAAGACCAAUUACUCCUUUGGACAGGGAGUGCCACACUGUGUGCUGACGAAUGGAAUAUGGAUUGAUGUGAAGUUUGAUGACGAUAUUGAUCGGAUUGUUCUUUUCACGCGGGGAAUAGUUUCCCACGAUUAUUGAGAUUCCUAGUGAUAUUCAAAUCUUUGAGAAGCAAUCAGAUUGGCAUCAAGCUAAACGUAAAUAUUUAAAAUCAAAAUAGUUUUUUACAGUUAUUUAAAAAUUCUGACCCAUUUGAUUAAAAUUCACAUCUACAUUUCGCCUUUUACUCAAUUCAACUAACAAUUUGUGAUAUGCCCAACUACCAGGUUCGUUACAGUUCCAUUUCACUGGAAAUUUCCUGCAAUUUUAAGUAUCAAAGUUCAAAAACAAUUUCUUGAAGAACUUUAAAGAUCUCACGGUUCCCCAAUUUGUUUUCAAAAUUUGCCCAAAAUUUGAUCUUUCAACAAAGACAUUGCAGUUCUUUCUACGUGCCCAUCAAGUUCUACUAAGUUUCCCAAGAAGUUCAGAAGGUAUCAAGAAAUAGCUUCCAUCAUAACUUUGACCGUAUUUUUUCCCAGAAAAAUUUUAUUUCCAGGAAGGUCCGUCAACAAUCUUUGGAAUUUGAUCAAACUUUCUUUUAGAAUUAUUCCGUUAGUAAUAUUUGA
This is a messenger RNA of Ochlerotatus camptorhynchus, 2897 nucleotides long. RefSeq names its product FMRFamide Receptor (gene FMRFaR). Gene Ontology annotation, molecular function: G protein-coupled receptor activity. The coding region runs from base 609 to 2030 and encodes 473 amino acids. Gene Ontology annotation, biological process: G protein-coupled receptor signaling pathway. The transcript has a single exon. The record is from RefSeq and is a predicted model, not a curated record. Gene Ontology annotation, cellular component: membrane. Lineage: Eukaryota; Metazoa; Arthropoda; Insecta; Diptera; Culicidae.